ACACUGAAGACACAUUUGGCUAAUAAUCUAUCUUUGAUAGAUAUAGCAAUGAUGUAUGUGCUAGUAUCACGUAACUUCCAGUGUCUAAUGUGUAUAUACCAGGGGUAUAUUUGACACCGAAAAUAACGUCAAUAAAACCGGGAUCAAAGCACAUUACAUAGUGACUUCGGUGUGUAUAACAUGUAUAAAGAGAUAUGUGGAUUACUGGUGGCAUUUUGUUGCCGGUGUGUAUCAUUAGCAGUGCUGUUGUUACGGGACGACGUACAUACGACAUCCAACGCGAGAUCUCUCCUAUAGCGUUUUUUGGGUUUCGGAAGGAUGAGAAUCCUGUUGUCGGUGUGCUUCGCAACUUGGUACUGACUGAGCCUGAGGUACUCAAGUGCCCUUCUGAACUUACAGUUAGGGUGCAUAAGGUUACAAUUGGUUCGCCAGAUGGCUCUGAUUUUACUGAACCUACGACUGUGAGCCAUCGUUGUACGGAAACUUUACGUAGCAAGUGUUUAGACCGAAGCACAUGUUCGGUAUCAGUUUAUGAUUGCGACAAUAAGGCUGAUGGCAUCCCUGUGGGUACCGAUCGCAUCCUUCUUCAAUAUUCUUGCGAAUUGUCUGGAAAUCCCCAACCAUUAUUUGAUGGCAAACACUUUUUUGAAGGGGUGUUUCAACAAUUUUUGAUGGUCACAGGAAACGACACAUCUUCCAUAGGAAAGAUAGGUAGUAGAGCCUUACAACGGUCACUGCAGAGAUGUUUAUCUGUUGCUCACUGCAAAUAUGUUACCUGCAACGAUGCUGCCCUUCACAGUGAUGACUUUGUUGCCAUGCGUAACGUUUGCUCAUUUGUAAAACCGGAUACCUUCCGUAUACCCGGGUACGCAGUAUAUCCUAACUUUACAGGGCUCUGUAAAAGUCCGAAGUAUAUAGAAACACAUGACUUCCACGAACUUGCCCAAAAUGCGAGAGGGAUGACAAAUGGAUCGUUCGUCAUUGCAUACGAGCCAACUAAACAAUUUGGAUGGAACCCGAAACGUUCCGCCUGGGUUUGCACAGGAGUACCGACUAUAGUUCCCAUGAGAGGACAUGUAGUGGCAAUACCUGCCUCUGGCUAUCGCAAACACAAUGCGUUGGAAUCCACGCCCAUGCAACAUUAAUAUGAG
Molecule: messenger RNA, 1151 nt
Organism: Babesia bovis T2Bo
Lineage: Eukaryota; Apicomplexa; Aconoidasida; Piroplasmida; Babesiidae
Exons: 8
Coding region: 195-1145 (316 amino acids)
Source: RefSeq, a predicted model, not a curated record